UGCCAGUCUGUCAGGGUGAAAAAGCAUCUGAAUUAAAUGAGAAUUUGUCCCAAACUGAUGAAUACUACAACUCCAAAGUUAAAUCCAAGUGGAAAGAGCAAGCAGUGAAAACUUACAGAAGCCUCCUCCUUCUUGCAGAGUGGAUAAAACACCAAUUGGCAGCCAUGAUACAAAGGCCAGCACUUUUGAAAUAUGCUUCUGGGAGUGAACUUCCAAUGGUCUUCUGUUCCCAGUGAUCAGCGGGUCUGGGAGGAGUCUCACCGGUGGGAAAGCCCUGCCUAGCGGGAGUCGCCCCAACUUCUUCCUCAUUCACCGCGCUGCCCCUGUAGUGGCGGCGGCUCCGGAGGUUUUCAUACACCGCCGAGUGAAACUCCCAGCCCGGGCCUACAGUCAGAGCUGCCUCCCUCCCUAACCCCCCCUCGCCUCUCCUCGCUGGCUGGCACUGGAGGGUGCACACCGGGAGUUGGGUGGAGUUGUUGUCCGAUCUGAGGAAUGUGACGCACCGACGGGAAAGGAGACGCACGACGGCGGUUUCACCGGUUAGAGCGAAAUACGUCCGUAGAAAGAGAGGAAACAAGUUCUGCAGCAAAGUUAGCAGGUUCAGAUUCCUCCCCCCUUACGUCUUGUCACCCCUGAGCCCUGACCUUUGACUCCACCCCACUCUCCAACCAUGGCGCACCGAUCUCAGAGUUCAUCGAUUGGUGAUAACCCCCUGGACCCAAACUACCUGCCACCACACUACCGGGAGGAAUACCGACUCGCUAUUGACGCACUGAUAGAACAUGAUAUACCGGGAUACUAUGAGUUCCUCCAGACUGCAGAUGUGGUCAGUUUCCUGGCACAGCCGGAAAUUGAAUAUAUCAAGUCCACAAUCCAGGCACCCAACCAGACCUCCAACCUCCCGGAGCUGACAUACCACGAGGGAGGUAAUGAAGCCGAGGGCUCCUCUGACACCUACUGGCCGAUGCAGUCCGACCUGGCUGCUCCGGGUCUGGACCUGGGGUGGCCAAUGACACAGCACAGCUUAAUCGGGCCCACAGAGGUCACCACUCUGGUCAACCCCUCCGACCCAGACAUGCCGAGCAUCAAGGAACAGGCCAGGAGACUCAUCAAGAACGCACGCCAAGUUAUUGCCGUGGUGAUGGACGUGUUCACAGAUGUUGACAUUUUUGCUGACCUCUUGGACGCAGCAUCACGCCACGUUCCUGUCUACAUUCUACUGGAUGAGCAGGAAGCCCAUCACUUUGUCUCCAUGGUCAUCAACUGCAAAGUCAACUUGGACUUAAUUCAUAUGAUGCGUGUCAGAACUGUGGCAGGAAUAACCUAUUAUUCCCGGACGGGGAAAUCAUUUAAGGGGCAGGUGAAAGAUCGGUUCCUACUGGCUGACUGCAGGGCCGUACUCAGUGGGAACUACAGUUUCAUGUGGUCCUAUGAGAAGAUUCACCGCUGCAUCGCCCACCUUUUCCUUGGGGAGCUAGUUGCAACCUUCGAUGAAGAGUUCCGCAUUCUCUUUGCUCAGUCAGAGCCUCUAGUCGUCGACCCAUCCGAAGGAACACUUGCACUCUCAGACACCAGCAGCACCAGCAGUUACUUUGGCAGCCAGUUUGGUUUGAAGAGGACCCAGUCUUUGCGGAACCCCUUAGCUUACCGCAGGCAACCUGAAAUUUCCUCUGGCUUCCCCUAUGGAGACUCUGAUCGCAACCUUGCGAUUCCUUUCCGGAGAAACGACCCAUUUCGUCACACCAUUGAACCUGGGUCAGGAAUUACAAUUGGGAAGUAUUCCCAGCAACAGCUUUAUAUGCAGCAGUCCUUCCUGGACCAGGGAAGGUCCAUAGUGUCUAGGCAGAUGGAGAUGAGUAGCAGUGCCUACAAGAGGCACAGCUAUGCAGAGGGAACCCAAGAAAACUACACAUCUUCAAGGCAAUACAUGAAGCACAGAGUCAUGAAUAAUCUGGACGAGACAGAGUUCCAAAGGGAACAGAGCCACAGUAGCCAUUACUACAAUGAAGGGCCUGGACCAGGUUCUGGCCAUGGACACUACAACAGACUUCGAGGCCGUCCUCCACAUCUCUCCAUUGACCAGUAUUCAGACUCAAGCUUCCGCUCAGAGCCGGAGCCUCCUCCUGCAAUUUAUGGCAGAGACUACUUUUCAUCUGAGGAUUUAGGUGGACGUGAGGGCCACCAGGCACCUCCAUUAGCUGGAAGGUACGGAGGAGGUUCCUCCCAUAAGAGGCCAAGUAUAGGUCAGACGUAUGCCUGCCAGAGCUCACCCACACAACCCCAUCCACCAGAGAAGAAACAGUUUCCAAAAAAAUCUGAUCAAGAGCUUGAAGAAGAUGAAAGUGUUAAGCAAGGCCUGAGGAGAUGGAGAAUCCAUUCAUAUCUUAGCACUUAUGAGGACAGUGGAGAAGAAGGCCUGACUCAACCAAUGGGGUCUGAUGCAUUUGAAGAUCCUCCACUAUCUCAGCAGUCUACUGCUGCUGAUAGUUCAGCUCCCCGCUUUGGAAUUAAAGAACCACCAAAUGUUCCCUCUAAGCCCAGACCAGAUAUUCUGAAACCACGCUAUGGAAAGCCUGUUUUACCUGAAGGCACCAGUAAAGACUUUGCCCCAACAACUGAAAAAAAGGAGUGGGAAAGAGAGCCAGAGAGUGGUACAAGGGAGGUGGGUGUGGAUGCAGAGGUGAAGGAGGGUCCAGAUUUCUUGCUUUCGAAACAUGAAUCAUUCCGCUCACGUGUUAAUCCACUCCUUCAACGUAGCUCCCGUCUGCGUUCCUCACUUAUAUUUUCAUCUUCCAAGGCAGAAAUGCACAGUGGUAGCCUGGGCCUAAAACCAGCCACAGAGGAAGAUGAGGAGUUAGACUCAGUGCGCACUUCCUCAAUUGUGGCUAAGAUCCUAGAAAAGAGGAGGUCAUUUUCUCGGGAACCUUUUGAUUGGAGAAAGAAGGUGGAGGAAAAAGAAAAGGAGAAAGAAGAAAAAGAGAAGGAGAAAGAGCAUCAGAAAGAGGAAAAGGAGACACAAUUAAAAGAUGAGACAAAGGAAAAAGAGGAACAUGAAAAAAAUAAAGAAGAGGUAAGGACAACCCCAACUGUCGAAACCGAAGUCACAUCAUCAUCUCUGAACAUGAAUGACCCAGCCAGUCGACUGCAGUAUUUCAAAGACCUGGCUGCCAAGAGAAAGGCCUCAAGAAUGGAGGCAGAGUCAUCACUAAAAGCCCCAGAACCUGCUGAAAAAAAGCCAGACCUUUCUGAUAAACCUUCUCCAAACACCAUGACAACUCCAAAGACUCCAACUGUGUCUGUCAGUUCAGCAGAACCUGAACCAAAGAAGCCAGACAUCUCUGGAAAACUGGCAGAGCUCAAUCGCAGACCUUCACUUAGUUCCUCAAAACCACCUAUAGUCUCCGCCAAGCCUUCCAUGACCUACCUAAAGCCUUCAGAGACGACUCAACCUCAUAAAGAGGAGAAUGCAACGGAGGGUCAAAAGAAAGAUAUAUUCAAGUCUUUGAAGCCCCUUCCAUCGCCUAAAAUCUUUCGGAGGGAUCCAGUGAAGCUUAAGGGACUGAAUCCUCGCCAUGUCUCCUGUGGUGAGGAGAUUCUGACCACAGAUGCUACAGAUGCUGAGAAGAGUGAAAUGAAAAAGAGCCGCUCCCAUAGUUCUUCAACUCUACAAUAUGAGGACUCUAAGGAUGGACUACAAAAAAAUAUGGGAUCUAAUACAUCCCUUAACACACUUGGGAGUGAGGGAAAAGGUGAGGGCAAGCCACUCGACUUCCUCAAGAAGCAGACUAUGAGGCUAAAGGGAUUCCUGGGGCCCAAGGAUAAAGACAAGAAAUCUGCAGGAGAUGAUAAGGGCAUGAGCACGGUCAAAGUGGUAACAGAUGAUUCAAGCAAAAAGCAGAGUUCAUCAGCUAGAGAUACAGGAUCUACCACUACUGACCAAACUACAGCCAACCACAAGACAUCAACUGGUUUAUCAGGCCCCUCGCGAUACCAGGGCCCUGCCAGCUCUGUCCUGUUCAGUAGCAACCUACGAGAUGACACCAAAGUCAUUCUGGAGCAGAUCUCAGCAAACAGCCAGAAGAACCGACUGGAGCGAGAAGAAAUGGAAGGGGACAGAGAUAGUGAUGCCAGUGAGAAGGGUCUGGAGACAGAGAUGUCCAUUAAAAAGAAUCGACUUCUGCGACCACAGGGCAACGUCCAGGAGAGAGAGGGAUUGUUGAAGAGGAUAGAGAGCAUGAGGAAGGAGAAGAAGGUCUACAGCCGCUUUGAGAUGGGGAAUACCCUGGGACAAUGAGAGGAGGAGGAGCAACCUUUUAUAUGGAAUCUAUUUAUGCAAGAUGAUCAAAAAGACUCAGUGCCCAUAUGUGCCAACGACACUUUCAAAGUACCUCUGUGGCUCAACACUGCAGCCUUUCCUGGAUUUUCACUUAAUGUAAUAAAACUUGAAAAGACAAUAUAUAAAAAUGCUGAAAACAAAUGAAAGUCAGUGAAUCUGGAAUGUGCCUGUUUGCCAGACCCUGGUACAACUUUUGCCUUAUAUGGCGAAUGACAGAAAGAAGAGUGACUCUACUUGAAUACUGGGUGCAUGGGCUAAUGUUUCACCAAACAGAAAAAGGUAGGGCGAUUUACCUAUGACUAAGCUUGUGUGGACGUGACUGAGAGAGUUAGAGAGAAUAAGAGAAAGUCAGCACAUAUCAUACCUGAGGGAAAGAAAAAGUCAAAAAUCAUGGCAGUAUAUAACUGCACAUCUGUAGAACCAGUGUCUAUGUUGUUGGGACUUGUUUGAAACAGGGAGAGUGUGCCAGUGGCACUCCAAGGGCAUUACCAAAUCUAGAAGGCCUAAUAUUAACCCAGACCAGAAAGCAAAGAUGGGAAUAUAAAGUGGAAUAGAGGAGUAAGAUGGAGAAUUGAUGAAGGGUGAAAUUUUCAGGGCAAGUAUGAGAUUUUAGAGAAGGAGGUGAAACAAAAUCAAAAUUAACUGAGUAAACUGUUUUAUAACAUCUAAUUGUGACUUUGAGGCAACAGCAGUAGUUUUGAUUGAAAGUCAAGCCUAUAGUGAACUUUACCCUUUCAAGAAAGUGUUACGUAUCUAUCUGUUAGGGUGUGUACCCGUUUCUCAUGGUUAUAAAGAUGUCAAAGAACCAUUCCUAGAGAGGGCCUAAGUGCUUCAGGGUCAGAGGAUUGGAGCUAAAAAAAAAAAAAAAGAAGAAAAGCAUGUGUAUUUGUCUUUGUCUUGUUUUGUAAUGUAAAUAAAUAUGUAAAGCUUUUACAUUAUCCCUGAGUCACAAAAAAAAAAAAGAUAAUUUCUAUAUAACUGACAAAUGUGCCCUGGCUGCUCUCUUUUAAAUUAGUCUUCACCUCUGAAGGAAAGGAAGAUGAUUGACCGAUUUUGCAGUACUGGAACAGGGCCAUGCUUCCUUACAUAAGUCACUUCAGUCUGACACCUACGCCCUACGCAGGACUCCUGACACCUUUGUUGGCUUGUAGACACUAUUAAACCAAAGAUUUAGUUAUAUGGUACAGUUCCCAGGCUGCUUGACAGCUCAGCUGAGCAGAAAACCAUUUAGUGUUACAUGUAUUUUUGUACAGUACAUCAAAAGAUUGGAGGACCUAUUGUUAUAUGGACACUAAAGUGGUUACACUGUUUUCUAUUAGAGAUUAUAUUGUAAAUAUUUAAAUAAAUUAAGGGUUGGUUGACAUUUUAAGUAUCAAAUUGGAUUAUGAUUACUCUCACUGUAGUAUCAGUGCCUUGUGUUUAUUUUUAAUUAACAUGUGAGUAUGUGGUCUUGGCUGUAAAAAGUAAUUGACAUUAAUUAGGGGGGAAUCAGUUGCACAGGGUCAAUGUGUUCUUUUUUUAAACCUCAAAGAGUAUUACAUUGUAUUUGAAAUACUGCAAAAAAUGUUUAUUACUUUUAUUAAAUCUCUCUUAAACUGA
Messenger RNA from Thunnus maccoyii (southern bluefin tuna), 5935 nucleotides. It is a transcript of the gene sack1hb, whose product is annotated as family with sequence similarity 83 member Hb. Bases 671 to 4294 code for a protein of 1207 amino acids. The transcript is spliced from 8 exons. The record is from RefSeq and is a predicted model, not a curated record. Gene Ontology annotation, cellular component: keratin filament. Gene Ontology annotation, biological process: protein localization to cytoskeleton; intermediate filament cytoskeleton organization; positive regulation of cell migration. Gene Ontology annotation, molecular function: keratin filament binding. NCBI's taxonomy places the organism in Eukaryota, Metazoa, Chordata, Actinopteri, Scombriformes, Scombridae.